CAUCCUUCCUUUCCUUCCCUUCGGAAAAAAAUCGUCAACAUAUCAGCCGAAACUGAAAGAACUCACCUGUCCACCAGCCCAAGAAGGGAGGAGGAAGAAAGAAGAGACUUCACCUUAAAGUCCAGAAGAAAAUUGUCCCCUAAGCUCCUGCUGAAAAUAAUAAUUCGUCUCUUGUUGUCGUCGAGUGACUUUUUGCUUUUUGGACCGGGAGUGAGACGUUUACAGUCCCAUGGAGAGUGGAUUUCUCUUAGCUGACAGCGUUUGACAGGCGCUUCCGGGUCUGUUGGUUGAAUAAACACAGAAUUAAACCUGGGGAGAUGGAGUUGGACGACAUUAACACAACUUCAGAUCAACUUGAGGAAAUUAUAGAUAAUCCUGAUGGGGCAGCCAAUGCGGGAGAUAAUGUCCAGAAAUUACUUCCAGAGAGCAAUGACUGUUACAGGAAGGAAACAGGCAAUGGCUAUAUAACAGAGAACCAGAACAAGAAGAGUCAAAAGAAUUUCUUCAGAAAACACGGAAAAUGGAUUGCUGCCAUCUUUUUCAUUCUUCUUAUAGUUCUUGUGAUCACCAUCUCUGUGGCUGUGUGCUUUGCAAACAAUGAAGAUAAUGAUGAAAAAUAUGAUCCAUCACUGUUCAAGCUUCAACAGAAAUUUAAUGGGAGCUUCAUUGUGAAUGUGGUCCAGACCAGUAACAAAACCCAGGCACUUAAAGACCUUCAGGAAAAGCUGGCCGACCUCUAUAGGUCCUCCCCUGCUCUGGGACGUUUCUUCUCAGAAGCAGAGACUUUUGGUCUUAGGAGUGAUUCUACUGUGGUACAAUACAAACUGACAUUUGUCUAUCCAGAAGAGCAGCAGGCAGAGCUGAGAAACUUUACCCUCAGCUCGGAGAUGGUGUUCAACGUGUUCAGGCAGUUUCUUUAUGACCAGAGUGACGUUGAACCAGAGACUUGGUUCGUUGACCCAAGUUCCUUAAAAAUGCAUACCAUGCAUUGAGAAAUGAGUUGCCUCAAAACCAUCUAAACCUGAUUUCCUGGCCAUGAAGCUUUAAUUUAGUUUCUUAAAGAUGGUUGACUUGUCAGCUGUUGUUCACCACAGAAACCAAGUCACAGAAUAAGUCACUAACCCUAACCCCUGGCCAUGUGAAUGCUCUCAUAUGACCAGGGUUGGACAUCUACCUGGUGGAUAAAUAACAAAUAUAUAUAUAUAUAUAUAUAUAUAUGUAUAUAUAUAUAUAUAUAUAUGUGUAUAUAUAUAUGUGUAUAUAUAUAUGUGUAUAUAUAUAUGUGUGUAUAUAUAUAUAUAUAUAUAUAUAUAUACCUUUGCUUACCUGUUCAGUUUUAAUGCUAGCCCAGACAUACUUUGCAAAUUGUAACUGGACUGCCUUAAAACAUUUGCCUAAAGUGCAACAAACACCAAAAUAAUCAGCUGUGGACAACUAAGAAUAGUUUUAUUUACCAAGUGAUGUACUUACAUGCCUAAGUAUGAAUUAGUUUUUUUUUAUGCAUCUUUGCUUUGUGUGAGAUAUUAAAUGUUUUAACUGUUUCAUUUGGUAUAACUUAAAAUUUGUUAUUCUUUCCAUUUGAGUAUUCUUUAUGCAUGAACAACAGAGGACGCAAGUGUGCCUCACCUACAUGUUUUAUUGUGUUUUUUUCCCUGUCAGUCACCAGAUCUCUCCCUGAAUGAGGUUGUGGAGAAGGUUAUUACAGUUUGUGUUUAUUCAAGAUGUUAAACAUUCACAGGUACAAUCAUAAUGGCCUCAUUUCAUCAGAUUGCACACUUUUUUGUAACUCUGUCCACAUGCCUGCUUCAAACAAGAUUGCAAAAGUAUUUGAGCUUUACUGUAAAAUCAAAACAGCUGUUUUGAUGGUUAUAAUUUACAACUGAAAUAUAAUUAGUCCUUACUUCAACUGAGUGACUCAGAAAACUUUAUUAUACUAAUUUUAGAGGGUCACGUUUUAGAUGUAGAACUAUUUAGUUAGAGAAUGUGCUGGUUAGGUAAGGCUUCUACUUUAGGUGUUGGAGUUUUUAAAAACACAGUAUAAUUUAAUACUCCUCCUUUACACUUUACCAUAGAUUUUACCUUACAACAAAAGCCCCCAUUUUCAAGAAUUUAAAACUAAUCAACUUUCCAUUUAACAGCCCUCAAGUUAAAAUCAAUCUCUUAUUAUUUUCUAAGAUGAUGCAAUGUGUGCAAUAGGUUUGGUUUGGCUUUUAAAAACAAAUAAUAAUUAUAAACAAUAAUUAUUAACAAAAUCAUUAACACAGUUUGAUUAAAUUUUAAUAAUAAAUCAUUUUUUGCUAAACAACUUUCGGUAUGUCAGGCUCUGUCCUGUGAAUACCAGCCCAAUACGGCGGAACAAUAUGAACAAUAAUAUAGAUAAAAUAAACGCCUUUCCAAAACAUAAGAAUUUAUUACCAUAAAAAUUCAACUUCAAGUGAAAAUACUUCAAUUAACAAAGUCUUAAACUAGCUUUUAAAUAGACUACAAAGGAAAAAUGAAUAUGAAGAAAACUAAUAAACUACAAAAAUGGAACAAAGUACAACAUGUUAAAUAAUUCUAAUUAUAUAAUUAUUAUUAUUAAAACAUAAUAAAAUGAUAUUUGGGUUCAGUGUGAAUAUGUUCAAUUUCAGAAUUUGGAGUGAGGUCAAAUUAGUUUAAAACGAAUUCAGAAUAACCAGUUCACAAUGCAAAUCACAUGGGUAAAUAUAACAUUAUUUUAAUCAAAUAUUUUAACAAUUGUUUGCUGAAUUAGAAAUCAAUAACCUUUUGCACAACUGAUUCCUAAUGUGUUGAUUUGGCCGCAGUGACUUAUUGAACUGAGUUAUGGAGAAAAUAGAGGCGAAAAACGUUUAUGCACUCACACUUUAGCGAACAAACGGACAGAUGUGAUGAUGUCACAUCCGGAUUAACGGUUCAGCUAACCCAAAGGAAUAGUUUAUUUUAAAUUCUAAUUACACUUGUACUUCAUUAAUAAAAAAUAUUAAAGUAUGUAUGAGCGCUGGCGGAGCAUUUCGGCCAAAGUGUCUAAACCACUCAUUGAAAUAAAGUUUUUCGUAACUCUUAAAACACAACCCAAAACCAAUUUGCAGCAUCAAGACUGGGAAGCCAGCUAGCAAAUAGUUUAGCACCACUAAGCAAAAACACAGUAAAAUAACAAUAUUUAAAUUGUUCAUCCUAAAUUAAUCUUUUCUGCCUGGACACAACCUCUUGUGAGCUGUUCUGAUGAAUAGGAGAACAUCUUAUAGGGGCAGUAAGUUCAACGGGUAUAGUGAACAAAGGGGGUAUGGCGGUUACUCUGGGCCCUUUGGUCUGCUUGUUUGGUCCGGACCAAAAGAGGACUUUUUUUUUUUUCGUUUGCUGUGGUUUGCUUUCACACUGUAGUUUUUUCAAGUAAACUAUUACUUGAAAACAAAGCUACACAGGUGACGAUCAUUGCUCCCAUUAGACAGAAAUAACGGGGGCGGAACAUAGCGCUGAUUCCUCUGCUUCAGGAUUUGACUGUGGCUGGGCAUAAGAGGAAUUUAGAGAGGCUAAAGUACAGAGACCUUUGGUUGGAAAUUCUGGAAAAACAGUUUGGCAACUCAGAAAGGGAAAACAGUGACCAUUCCAAACUGUGUAUGAUUUGGAGGAGGAACUGCAGACCCGGACUAAGGACAUUUUGGGGAGGUGGAAGGACCACUUUGAGGAUCUCCUCAAUGCGCUCACCAUGUCCUCCAUGAAGGAGGCAGAGCCUGAAGACUAGGGAGAAUGCGACUGCAUCACUGUGGCUGAGGUUACCGAGGUAGUUAAAAAGCUCCCCAGCGCCAAGGUGCCAGGUGUAGAUGAGAUUCGGACUGAGGUUCUGAUGGCUCUGGACAUUGUGGAUCUGUCAUGGUUGACACACCUAUUUAAUAUCGCAUGAAGGAGCGGGACAACACCGUUGAAGUGACAGACUAGGGUGGUGGUUCCAAUUAUUUAGAAAUUGGACCGGAGAGCAGAUCCACUGAUAGACAGACAUCAAUUUGCCUAUACAAGAAAACACAACACAAGUCAUGCUAUAUCAACAUUGAUGCAUAUUAUGCUAAAGCAUCUUGAAAAGCCAAGUGCAUAUACUCUGUUGUUUAUUGAUUGAUCUGCAUGUAAUUCAAUUCAGCCGCACAUUCUCCUUGGUAGUUUAAAACAGGUGUAUGUAAACCCAUUUUUAAUCAGGUGAUACUACUCUUUUCUUACAAACAGGUCACAACAAGUUCAAUUUAACUCUACACUUUCAGAUACAAUGGUCAGUAGUACUGGUGCCCCCGAGGGGUGCAUCAGUUCACCAUUUUUGUUUAUUUUGUCCACAGACAAUUGUGUUAGCCUAGAACCUAGAAUACAUAUUGCUGAACUCAGGAAGGAGGUGGAAACAUUCAUUUGUUCCUCUAUCUAUUAAAGUUAUCAAUAAACAAAUUAAUUCUUAAUAUUCAGUAAAUUACAUAUGGCUAAUUCUUCAGCAUUUUUUACGUUAGCAUAUUUGCAUACUGAUGGUUUGUUAUCACUACUUUUUAUUGUAUUUAUUGUACUGGAAUUGUUUCCUUGCAAUUUUGAAGGUGUUUUUUUUUAUUGCUGCGCAGCAGUGCCAUUUGGCAAAAUAAAGAACUUUGAAGUGA
Girardinichthys multiradiatus is the source of this 4625-nucleotide messenger RNA. Its product is annotated as TPA-induced transmembrane protein homolog. Bases 318 to 992 code for a protein of 224 amino acids. The transcript has 7 exons. The record is from RefSeq and is a predicted model, not a curated record. Lineage: Eukaryota; Metazoa; Chordata; Actinopteri; Cyprinodontiformes; Goodeidae.